GUGGAGCAGGUUGUUGCUGCUCGGAAGUGAUAUAAAGGUGUGUCGUGGUACCGAGUGAGCUUAACGCACCUGGACGACUUCAAGGAAACAACGCUCCGCGUUGUAUCCAGGUUUACCCGGCCAGGGUGUUCCUGCCACACCACAAUUUAACAUCAUGUUGGUGUGGACGGUAUUAUUGAUAUUAACAACAAGUCUCCUGACAAAUGGGGCCCGACCAGACCCACCAUCAUCUGGUAUCACAACCUUAGGCUCGCUAAAAUUAGCUAAUGCCGAAGAUUGUGCUGGAGUAGUUGCAUUCUCCGCAACAUCAGGACUUAAAACCAAUACCCGACUGAAAUUCUCGCAGACGCAAGUAAACAAAGGCGUCGGAUACGCCGCAGAAACAGGAAUAUUCACGACUCAUUGCCCCGGAUUGUACCAAUUCAGCCUAGCUGGAUAUGGUACCGCCGACUUGAAGCUGACAUUAAAGCGCAAAGCUAACAGAUCAGAUGAUUGGACCCCCAUAGUGUCCACCGGAAUUGGCGGCGGCUCAAAUCUUGUCUUCCUGGACUCCGAGAUCGGUGAUCAGCUUGCUGUUUUCGUGGACUCCGGCAACCCUACUGAAGGAACAUCCUUCUCAGGGUACCGAGUCGCCAAAAAGUAACCCAGGUUCACACGGCAACAGACGAUUUAAAUACAUAAAAAGUAUGACUCGAUAAAAAUGAUGCCGUGCGCCUGAUCGGAACAUUCCCACCAACUUUAAAUUUAUUUUAAAUGUUUUAAUAAUCAAGAGAUUCAAUAGGGAGAAAUUGGAUUAUUAUUUAAACAACUAAGCGAGAUUUUAAAUUAACCGCAUGGACGCUACUCCCGAUGUACCUUUAUAUGGCUUUAAAUCAUUUGAGUUUACAAUUUGGUUCUUGUUUUGUUAACUUUAAUACAACAUUUAUUUUUAUUGACCUAUCGAUUGAUAAAACCACUGUGAUAGUUCCUAAA
Messenger RNA from Cotesia glomerata, 972 nucleotides. RefSeq lists its product as uncharacterized. The record is from RefSeq and is a predicted model, not a curated record. Bases 155 to 643 code for a protein of 162 amino acids. Gene Ontology annotation, molecular function: protein binding. The transcript has 3 exons. NCBI's taxonomy places the organism in Eukaryota, Metazoa, Arthropoda, Insecta, Hymenoptera, Braconidae.